Molecule: messenger RNA, 1493 nt
Organism: Sceloporus undulatus (fence lizard)
Lineage: Eukaryota; Metazoa; Chordata; Lepidosauria; Squamata; Phrynosomatidae
Product: cytochrome P450 2J6-like
Exons: 9
Coding region: 48-1493 (481 amino acids)
Biological process (GO): arachidonate metabolic process; xenobiotic metabolic process
Cellular component (GO): cytoplasm; intracellular membrane-bounded organelle
Molecular function (GO): oxidoreductase activity, acting on paired donors, with incorporation or reduction of molecular oxygen, reduced flavin or flavoprotein as one donor, and incorporation of one atom of oxygen; heme binding; iron ion binding
Source: RefSeq, a predicted model, not a curated record
UGACAGGGAUCGGUGCAUUCUUCAUUGCUCUUCCUUUGGGUCUAUUGAUGCUGUCUUACCUGAAAGUUCUCUGGAAACGCAGACACUUCCCUCCUGGGCCCUUUCCUCUUCCUCUUGUUGGAAGCCUCUGGUGGAUUGGGAUCGGACUUCACCCAGACAGCCUUGUCAAGCUUUCUAAAGCAUAUGGAAACAUUUACACAAUCUGGGUGGCACAUCAUCCCAUCGUAGUCCUGUCUGGAUUCCAGACGGUGAAAGAAGGCCUGAUCAACCAUUCGGAAGAGCUAGUCGACCGACCGUUGACCCACUUCCUCAUAAGGGCCUUCAACAAAAAGGGUCUUGCAUUUGGAAAUGGUAGCACCUGGAAGCAACACAGACGAUUUGGUAUAGUUACUAUGCGUAAUCUGGGACUAGGGAAAACAGGCAUGGAGUACCAAAUUGAAGAGGAGGCCCACCGGCUCGUAGAGGCCUUUUCACGGGCAAAAGGGCAGCCACUUGACCCUUCGCUUCUGAUCAGCAAUUCCGUCUCCAGUCUGAUAAAUGUUGUUUCUUUUGGAUACCGAUUUGCUCCAGAUGAUGCAAAGUUCCGGAGAAUGAUAGCAGCCAGUGAUUAUUUUGAAAGGUUUUCAGUCAGCUUUUAUCAUGCUCUGUACAACCUUUUCCCAUGGCUCAUGAAGCAUCUCCCAGGGCCUCACCAGAAGGCCUUGUCCUGCAUGGAAAUGGGAAUUUCAUAUGCGAAGGAGGAGGUGGACAAACACAGAGAGAAUCAGAAUGUGCAUGAACCCCAGGAUUUCAUUGAUUUCUAUCUACUUCAAAUGGAGAAAAGCAAGGGCGACCCCAACUCAACCUUUAAUGAGGAGAACCUGCUCCAAUGUAUUCUCGAUCUCUUUGUGGCGGGGACAGAGACCACUUCAAGUACUCUUCAGUGGGCAGUGCUCCUCAUGGUGGCUUACCCAGAUGUCCAAGAGAAAGUCUACAAAGAGAUAGAAGAGGUUCUGGGCUCCUCACACACAAUCCGCUACGAAGAUCGGAAGAAGCUGCCCUACACCAACGCUGUGAUUCAUGAGGCCCAGCGGGCCAAAUACAUCUUGCCAGUGGGGAUCCCCAGACGAUGCUCCAAGGAUUUGAACAUGCUUGGCUUUCACAUUCCAAAGAAAACCCUUGUUGUUACAGAUCUGAACUCGGUUCUUCUUGAUCCCAAGCAAUGGGAGACUCCCGGAGAAUUCAACCCAAACCAUUUUUUGGACAAGGAGGGGAAUUUUGUUGCUCGGGAAGAAUUCUUGCCAUAUGGAGCAGGGGCUCGAGUGUGUCUGGGGGAGCAGAUGGCAAGGAUGGAGCUUUUCAUUUUCUUUGCCCAUCUGCUGAGGGCCUUCCGGUUUCAGCUGCCUGAAGGAGUGAAAGAACUCAACAAAGAUCCAGUGGUUGCAAUAUCAAUGCAUCCCCACCCUUACAAACUCUGUGCUGUUCCCCGUAGUACUUUAUGUCAAAUUAUAUAA